CAAUCCUCAGCCUUUGGUGCCCAUUCGCUCAGCUCAUGCUGGGCAGAUUGAGAAGACUCUGGUUGAUAUCCAUACAGCGUCUACUCAAAAGCUAGCUACUAUGGAGCAUCAAUUGAAACAUCUUCAGCUGUUAAUAAUUAUUCUUCCGGAAGUUUCUGGAUCUUAUGGGACGAUUAAGCGAGUCUGUGAAACAGAUUUGGGAAUUGUGUCCCAAUGCUGUCAGCCUAGGAAUUUAUCUAGACCCAACAAACAGUAUCUUGAAAACCUUGCUCUAAAGAUAAAUGUCAAGGUGGGUGGAAGAAACUCUGUCCUGGAGCAGGCAGUUCAUAGAAGAAUUCCUUUCCUCACUGAUAUCCCCACAAUUGUCUUUGGUGCUGAUGUGACACAUCCACAACCAGGAGAAGAUUCUAGUCCAUCUAUAGCUGCUGUAGUCGCUUCAAUGGAUUGGCCUGAAGUGAGUCAAUAUAGGUGUCUUGUUUCUGCACAGCCCCACAGGAAAGAGAUCAUUGAAGACUUGUAUCAAAAGCACGGAGAUCCUGAAAGAGGGAUUGUUCAUGGCGGAAUGAUAAGGGAGUUACUGAUUGCGUUUCGAAGAUCUACAGGGAUUAAGCCUGGUAGAAUUAUCUUUUAUAGAGAUGGAGUGAGCGAAGGUCAAUUCAAUCAGGUUUUAUUGGAAGAAAUGGACGCAAUCCGCAAGGCAUGCACAUCCUUGGAAGAAGGUUAUCUGCCACGAGUUACCUUUGUGGUAGUGCAGAAGAGACACCAUACACGUCUGUUCCCUGUUAAUCAUAAUGAUCGUAAUAUGACGGACAAGAGUGGGAACAUUCUGCCAGGUACUGUUGUUGAUACCAAGAUUUGCCACCCUACGGAGUUUGAUUUUUACUUGUGUAGCCAUGCCGGGAUCAAGGUAAAUUUGAUGUUUUG
Messenger RNA from Nicotiana tabacum (common tobacco), 924 nucleotides. The record is from RefSeq and is a predicted model, not a curated record. NCBI's taxonomy places the organism in Eukaryota, Viridiplantae, Streptophyta, Magnoliopsida, Solanales, Solanaceae.